Molecule: messenger RNA, 6662 nt
Organism: Mustela lutreola (European mink)
Lineage: Eukaryota; Metazoa; Chordata; Mammalia; Carnivora; Mustelidae
Gene: ENPP1
Product: ectonucleotide pyrophosphatase/phosphodiesterase 1
Exons: 25
Coding region: 7-2784 (925 amino acids)
Biological process (GO): immune response; regulation of bone mineralization; inorganic diphosphate transport
Cellular component (GO): cell surface
Molecular function (GO): metal ion binding; nucleic acid binding; polysaccharide binding
Source: RefSeq, a predicted model, not a curated record
GCCACGAUGGAGCGCAGCGGCAGCACGGGGGGCGGGAGCAGCGGCGGCGAGGGCGGCCGCCCUCCCCGGGAGGGCCCGGCGGGGAACGGCCGCGACCCGAGCGUCGGUCGCGCCGCCGCGGCGCCCGGGGACGGCCAGGCGGCUGAGUCCUUGCUGGCCCCUAUGGACCUGGGGGAGGAGCCGCUGGAGAAGGCGGCGAGCGCCCGCACGGCCAAAGACCCCAACACCUAUAAGGUGCUCUCGCUGGUAUUGUCAGUCUGUGUGUUAACAACAAUCCUUGGUUGUAUAUUUGGGUUGAAACCAAGCUGUGCCAAAGAAGUUAAAAGUUGCAAAGGUCGUUGCUUUGAGAGAACAUUUGGGAAUUGCCGCUGUGAUGUCGCUUGCGUUGACCUUGGAAACUGCUGUCUGGAUUACCAGGAGACAUGUAUAGAACCAGAACGUAUAUGGACUUGUAGCAAAUUCAGAUGUGGUGAAAAAAGGUUGUCCAGAAGCCUUUGCUCCUGUUCCGAUGACUGCAGGGACAAGGGCGACUGCUGUAUCAACUAUAGCGCCGUGUGCCGAGGAGAGAAAAGUUGGGUAGAAGAAACAUGUGACAACAUUAAUGAGCCAGAGUGUCCAGCAGGGUUUGAAAUGCCUCCUACCCUCUUAUUUUCCUUGGAUGGCUUCAGGGCAGAAUAUUUACACACCUGGGGUGGCCUUCUUCCUGUUAUUAGCAAACUAAAAAACUGUGGAACAUACGCCAAAAACAUGAGACCAGUAUAUCCAACAAAAACUUUUCCCAAUCACUACAGCAUUGUCACGGGACUUUAUCCAGAAUCCCAUGGCAUAAUUGACAAUAAAAUAUAUGAUCCCAAAAUUAACGCUUUCUUUGCACUUAAAAGUAAGGAGAAAUUUAAUCCUGCCUGGUACAAAGGAGAACCAAUUUGGCUCACCACGAAAUAUCAAGGCCUGAGAAGUGGCACCUUUUUUUGGCCAGGAUCAGAUGUGAAAAUUAAUGGAAUUCUCCCAGACAUCUAUAAAAUAUAUAAUGGCUCAGUACCUUUUGAAGAAAGGAUUUUAACUAUUCUUAAGUGGUUGCAGCUUCCUAAAGAUGAAAGACCACACUUUUACACUCUGUAUUUAGAAGAACCAGAUUCUUCAGGUCAUUCAUAUGGACCGGUCAGCAGUGAAGUCAUUAGAGUCUUGCAGAGGGUUGACAACAUGGUUGGCAUGCUGAUGGAUGGUCUGAAAGAGCUGAACUUACAUCGAUGCCUGAACCUUAUCCUUGUUUCAGAUCACGGCAUGGAACAAGGCAGUUGCAAGAAAUAUGUGUAUCUGAAUAAAUAUUUGGGAGAUGUUAAAGAUAUUAAAAUUGUAUACGGACCUGCAGCUCGAUUGAGACCCUCUGAUGUCCCAGAUAAAUACUUUUCAUUUGAUUAUGAAGACCUUGCCAGAAAUCUUUCUUGCCGGGAACCAAACCAGCACUUCAAACCUUACCUGAAACAUUUCUUACCGAAGCGUUUGCACUUUGCCAAAAAUGACAGGAUUGAGCCCUUGACAUUCUAUUUGGACCCUAAGUGGCAACUUGCAUUGGCUCCUUCAGAAAAGGAACAUUGUGGAAAUGGAUUCCAUGGUUCUGACAAUUUAUUUUCAAAUAUGCAAGCCCUCUUUAUCGGCUAUGGACCUGGAUUUAAGCACCGCUUUGAAGUUGAUUCCUUUGAAAAUAUCGAAGUCUAUAAUUUAAUGUGUGAUUUACUGAAUUUGACACCUGCUCCUAAUAAUGGAACUCAUGGGAGUCUUAACCACCUUCUAAAGAAUCCCGUUUACAACCCAGAGAAUCCCAGAGAAGUCCACCCUGUGGGGCAGUGCCCCUUUGCAAGAAGCCCCAGACGUAACCUUGAGUGCUCAUGUCAUCCUUCAGUCUUACCAGUUGUGGAUUUUGAGAUACAGUUGAAUUUGACUGUGGCAGAAGAGAAGGUUAUUAAGCGCAGCACUUUACCUUACGGAAGACCCAGAGUCCUGCAGAGAAACACCUCGGUCUGUCUCCUUUACCAGCACCAGUUCGUCAGUGCUUACAGCAAUGACAUCCUGAUGCCCCUUUGGACCUCUUACACCGUCCGCAGAAAUGACAGUUUCUCUGCAGAAGACUUUUCCAACUGUCUUUACCAGGAUCUUCGAAUUUCUCUUAGUCCUGUCCAUAAGUGUUCCUUUUAUAAAAAUAAUGCUGAACUGAGCUAUGAGUUCCUCUACCCACCACAACUAAAUAAAGGUUCAGAUCAACUAUAUUCUGAAGCAUUGCUUAAUACUAAUAUAGUGCCAAUGUACCAGAGUUUUCAAGUAAUAUGGCGCUACUUCCACGGCACCCUUCUGCAACGGUAUGCGGAGGAAAGAAAUGGCGUCAAUGUGGUCAGCGGGCCUGUGUUUGACUCUGAUUACGACGGACGUUACGAUUCCUCAGAGAUGCUGAAGCAAAACAGCAAACUCAUCCGUAAUCAAGAAAUUCUGAUCCCAACUCACUUCUUCAUUGUGCUGACAAGUUGUAAAAACACAUUCCAGACUCCCUCCCAGUGUGAUGAGUUAGACACCUUAGCUUUCAUUUUGCCUCACAGGACUGACAAUAGUGAGAGCUGUGUGCAGGGGAAGCACGAGUCGUCAUGGGUAGAAGAGUUACUGAAGCUACACAGAGCUCGGAUCACGGAUGUUGAACUCAUCACUGGACUCAGCUUCCUUCAAGAACGAAAAGAGCCCGUUGCAGACAUUCUACAGUUGAAAACACGGUUGCCAGUCUUUGACCAAGAAGACUGAUAUUUUUUUAUUCCAAAAACACACCAUAGAUGUUUUUGAAAGAACCUUUAUUUUAUACAGUCCUCUAUUCACACUGUCGCCUUGUUUGGAAACUGCCGACCAGAGUUAGAGCUGAGAAUCCUCUGUGAUAACAACCAUCUCAGGGAACCUGGCAGCCUCUGCCCGGCAGUAGGAAAAUACUCUUACUGAGUCUCGCACAUGUUUGAAUGUGUAAGAAUUGUUCCAAUUUGGGGAAUAAAGACACACCAUAUCUAAAACUGCUCUUCAACUUCUCUUAAGGGCAAAAAUAGCUGUGAACAUUGUCUGGAUGCCAGAUAUUUGAAUUUUGUUUUCACUAAUAAAUUUCUAUGGAACUGGCAAGCUCAGCAUUAAUGGAUAGGAUUGGAAUAGUCUGUUUUACCUUAGUAUUUUCACAAGGAUUUAAAGGUGAUUCUGGAUUCUUUCCAGCUUGGAGUUUCAUUCAUUUUAGUUUUAACUGAAAAAAAAUUAGCAGAAGCAAAACUGUUUCUAAGGCCCUCUUUCUGUCUUUGCCAACACCCAUUCAAAACCAAAAUAUGUAAUCCUGUGGGUUUGGUUUUUUGUAAAUUGUGAUUAGGCUUCCUCGGAUUUAAUGCUUUUAAUAAGUUAAACUUUGAGGGAAGAUCUGUGAAUUGAGUAAUUCAGUCUGUGUACCUGCUAUAAAAUUUUAUUCUGCAUUUGUACAAAAAAAAAGAAAGAUACUCCCAUCCCGUUCACUGGUAGUGAACAUAGGUUGAAAAUAGCUCUAAAAGUGGUUAUUUUAGACUAUUAAAAAUGUCUUCAUGGAACUUCAGAGAACUUGCCAAUGCAUGCCUGGCAACAUUUUCCAUCAAGACGGCAGGAAUGUUUUCCUCUAUGCCCCAAAAUGACCCCACCAGCAGCAGAACUGUGCUGAGCUGUUUAUCUUAAAGUUUCUUGGGUUUGGAAAGAAUGUAUAACCAUUGCUUUAUAUUUUCUUUGUGGUCAUGAUAAAUGAACCUGACCUCUCCUCCACAUAAACUAUACCUUUUAGUGUGACUAUACCUGUGAACCUUCAAGGGCUUCCUUCACUUGUAGGCUAUGUGGGUUUGAUUUAGGUGUUAUAUUAGUCCACCAAAAUUUUUUUAUUUGUCCUUCCUAUGAUGAUCAUUCUUGAACAGACUACAGGCCACAAAAUCCUUUAGAUAAUAUAAUUUGUACUAAAAAUUAUUUAAUAAUUUAGGAAGUUUUGUUGGUUUUUGUUUUAGUCCCAUAGGGUCCUGAGGGUUUAUACACUGCUUUUUUCCAAUCUGUCUUCUCUCUGUUGUUCAGUUUGGGUCAUUUCUAUUGUCCUGUCUUUAAGUUCACUCGUUAUUUUACUUCUCUAAUCCAUUUUGUUGUUGAGCCCCCCCUCGCCCAUUAAGUUUUGUUUUUAUUUUUUUCCCUAAAAUUUCCAUUCAGUUCUUCUUUAUAUUGUGUAUUACUUUGCUGAGAAUUUUUAUUUUUUUGCUAAGAUUUUUUAUUUUUUCAUUUAUUCUGUGUAAUUCAUAGAUACUCACUGAAGCAUUUUUGCAAUGGCUGCUGCAAAAUUCUUUUCAAAUAAUGCCAGCAUCUGUGUCAUCUCAGGGUUGGCAUCUGUUUUCUUUUUUUCAUUCAAAAAGAUUUUCCUGGUUCUUGGCAUGAUGAAUGAUUUUCGGUGGAAACCUGAAUAUUUUAGAUGUUACAUGACUGUGGAUCUUAUUUAAACCUUCUGUUUUAGCUGACUUUCUCUGACAUCAAUCUAGUGGAGGACUUAGGGGCACUGUCUAGUUCCUCCAAGGUGUAGCUACAAGUCCAGGUUUCCCACUCAGCCUCCAGUGACACUUGGAACAAGAUGGGAUCCAUGUCAUUGCUGCACAGGGUGGGAAUUCAGUUCCCCUCUGGGCUUCCAUUGAUGCCUUCCUGCCUGGGGUGUGCAGGGGGCCUUGUCACUGCUCCCCUGUGGUGUCCACUGAUACUGUGGGCAGGAAUGGUGGGGAGGAGGCUUCAUUAUGACCAGGUGGGGAUGAAUUGACCAGUUGCUUACUCAACCCUCUCAGAUCCCACCCUGUCAGGGGAGUUAGGGUACUGCAUGACAGCCCAGAGAGGCUGGAAGUCUAGGCUCCCCACUUGGCCUUUACUGGUCUGGUUGGGUCUGUGGUCUUUCCAGUGGCGUUUGCUAGAGUGGAGCAUUUCCUGUUUUCUCUCUUGCGAGGCCAUUACUCUUCCAGGCCUUUGGCUGGAGAACAGGCCUUUUUUAGGACUUCUUUACAUGUGCUCUGUGGCCAUUUCACCUUUUCAGCUCCAAGUCUGGGACAUCUGAGCUAAAAAGCAAAAACACAGGAGAACUCAUCAUAGUUUUGUCCCUUAGGUCCCAAGGUCCCUAGCCUGCCUGACUUCUCUCUUCAGAGUCUUCCUUUUUUUGUUUUAUAUAUAAUAUCUAAGCUUUUUAUCUGCAUUUAGCAGAAGGAUAUCUACUUUAUAGAAGUUUCUCAUUGAUUUUUAUGUAUUCAAAACACAUGCAGACACGUGAUUGCCUCUAUGUAAAGCCUCUUAGCAGAUCUUGAUUAAAUAGGUAGAUGCCUCUCCCCUUUGCCAGUCACCAGGAAUACAAAGAAAGACAAGUAAUAGUCCUACUAAUAAUCCUAAAACUAGAGAGGGAGAGGACAGAGCAGAAGUGUACUAAGGGGUGGUAGUUGUUUUAAUGGAGCCAGAGGCAGAGCCAUCUGCCAGGGAGAACAGAGGAGACCACUUGGUAUUGCUUGACGGUCUCAGCAGUGACUCCCAGAGGUGGUGACAUUUGGGCUAGAACUUGGUGCAGAUUGGAGCUCUUCAGGUGAAUAGGUAAGGAAAGGACAUCCUAACAUCCUUUGGAUGGAUACUUUUUGGCAUAUUCCCAUUUACUCUUCUGAUAUUUUCUACAAGUGUUGCUAUGACCAACUUAUGACAUGAAACUACUUUAUUUUUCCUGCUUUGUUAUAAUCAUCUCCUGCUCUUAAAAGUCAGACUAUUAAUGCUGUGCUGACUCUAAAGUAAAGAGCAUCCACAUCUGUUCCUACUUAGUUUGUUUUCUUCAGACAGGGUGUUUGUUUUCUUUUUUUGUCUUGUAACAGAUCUCUCCUUUGACUGUUUGAUCAGUUUAAAAGAUGUGACUGGCCUCCAGUCCCCCAAUUUGAAUGGUAAAUUCACAUGGCUAUAUAUGAAAAUGUCUUUAACCUACUGCGUAUAAUAAAGGCUGUUCUUUGCUUUUCAUAUGCAAAACAAAACCUUUAUUUUCCCCUAAUUUUAUUGCCAUGCCUCUGAUCAGUACUUCUUAAAUGAGGUAAGUAACUUCCAUAUAAAAUUUCAUAGAUAAGUCAGCCCAUUCAUGGCAAAGCAAAGAAUCAAGUGGAACUUAAAAAUUAUUUAGAAGUUUCAGAGAAAAAUAUGCAAACCUUCGGGGGGGAAAGGGAAAUGUUCAGCAGGGUAGGUCAGUGUGUGGAGGGCUGUUAGGCCAGCUAGCCCCAUCCUGUUUCAGGAGAGACGGUGGAUGAGAUUGUAUCUAAGAUCACCCAGUCCUCCAGAAAAGGCUGUUACCAGCCCCAACAUUGACUUUUUUUUGUCAUUAGCUGCAUUAACUGUCCUCCCUUGCCCUGUGGGUACCUGCUUAUCUAUAUCAGGAACAGGCAUUUGAACUUUGAAACUAAAUGUGGUGAUUACACUUCAUGCCAAAGCCUAUCACAGGUGCUUUGUAAGCCUUAGGUAAAAUUGUAACAUGGCUACAGUCCAAUGACAUUUUCCUUGAUUUUUGGCAGUCUAAAUAUUAUGAGGGAGAGGGGAAGUCUGUAGAAUAUGUCUCUAAGCUAAGAAAUGUGGAUUUACCAAUAAAAAUUUUACAUACAGAA